This is a messenger RNA of Microthlaspi erraticum, 906 nucleotides long. The record is from the annotation of a GenBank genome assembly. NCBI's taxonomy places the organism in Eukaryota, Viridiplantae, Streptophyta, Magnoliopsida, Brassicales, Brassicaceae.
AUGGCAAUUCCGGUGACGAGAAUAAUAGUUCCUCACUCACGACCAUCGCCUCGUCUCUCUCAUCCGAAACUUCCAAACUCCGGUCGCGUUGAUUUCCUCUGUCGCUGUGCUCCAUCAGAACUCCAACCACUUCGGCCUGAGCUUUCUCUGUCUGUCGGAAUUCACGCUAUCCCUCAUCCAGAUAAGGUAGAGAAAGGUGGGGAAGAUGCUCUGUUUGUAAGUAGCUAUAGAGGAGGAGUCAUAGCUGUUGCAGAUGGUGUCUCCGGUUGGGCUGAACAAGAUGUUGAUCCUUCUUUAUUCUCCAAAGAACUCAUGGCUAAUGCUUCCCGUCUCGUUGAUGACGAAGAGGUCAGAUAUGAUCCUGGUUUCCUCAUUGACAAAGCUCAUACUUCUACUUCUUCCAGAGGCUCUGCUACAAUUAUUGUAGCCAUGCUUGAGGAAAUGGGUAUACUUAAAAUAGGCAAUGUUGGAGACUGUGGACUUAAGCUUCUUCGACAAGGUCAGAUCAUUUUUUCAACGACUCCUCAAGAGCACUAUUUUGACUGUCCAUACCAACUAAGCUCUGAAGGGUCUGCCCAAACAUAUCUUGAUGCAUCGUUUAACAUAGUGGAAGUAAAGAAGGGAGACGUGAUUGUGAUGGGUUCAGAUGGGCUUUUUGAUAACGUAUUUGAUCAUGAGAUUGUUUCAAUAGUGACCAAGCAUACAGAUGUGGCAGAAUCAUCGAGGUUAUUAGCUCAAGUGGCGAGUAGCCAUUCAAGAGACCCAACCUUUGAGUCUCCAUAUGCAUUAGAAGCAAGAGCCAAGGGGUUUGAUGUUCCUCUCUGGAAGAAGGCAUUAGGAAUGAAGCUUACAGGAGGGAAGCUUGAUGAUGUCACUGUGAUCAUUGCCAAAGUUAUUAGUUCUUGA